This is a messenger RNA of Penicillium oxalicum, 3999 nucleotides long. Its product is annotated as ion-transporting P-type ATPase SPF1. The record is from RefSeq and is a predicted model, not a curated record. Gene Ontology annotation, cellular component: endoplasmic reticulum membrane. Gene Ontology annotation, biological process: intracellular calcium ion homeostasis. Lineage: Eukaryota; Fungi; Ascomycota; Eurotiomycetes; Eurotiales; Aspergillaceae. The transcript is spliced from 5 exons. Bases 1 to 3999 code for a protein of 1332 amino acids. Gene Ontology annotation, molecular function: nucleotide binding; P-type ion transporter activity.
AUGCAGGCCGAUCCGGCUGUCUCCCGACUGCCUGUUUCAGCAUCCCAAUGCCUUCAAAUGGAACCCGUGCGGCGGGCGGUCGGCGCCGCGGAGAGCCCAGCCUUACAUAAGCCAUUGGUGCGAGCGGAUCCGAGGGGCGAACCCCAAAUUAUACCGCAGAGGUGGCUUCUUCUGCUCGGAAGUGUCUUCUUUCACUCGUGUCUCCUCUCGAUUAAAAUUUGUGUGGGGGCACGGCUUGCAGAUGAUCCCCAGAUCCAAUUUGCAUCUCUGCAUAAUCCUCUCCCUGUUCAGCUUCAUACCUACGUUUGGCCUUUUCUGAUCAUAUGGCCCGUCUUCUUCGCCUUUUACCUCUCCCCUGACCGAUAUGAUACGUACAUCCAAGGACAAGAAUGGACCUUCGUCUUCGCGGGGUCCAUCAUCACGGUCCAGUCGCUCUUCUGGUUGAUGACCAAAUGGAAUAUCAACCUCAACACCCUCUUUACUACCACGCGAGCUAACUCCGUCGAGACCGCGAGCUUGAUCAAGAUCAUUCCUAUCACAAAUGCCGGCACUGCCGAGAUCUGCCCCCUCGUUCGCGAGAACUUCGGUGGCAAGAAGAAUAUCUCGUUCCUUUUCCAGAAGCGUCGCUUCCUGUUCUACCCCGAGACUGGCACCUUUGCCCCCUUGUCCUACGCGCUUGACGCAGAACCGAAGCCGGCUCUCAAGGUGUUCCAGCAGACCAAGGGUCUGACAACCAAGGCCGAGCUUGAACGGGUGCAGCACCACUAUGGCGACAACACCUUCGACAUCCCCGUCCCGACAUUCGUUGAGCUGUUCCAAGAGCACGCUGUGGCACCGUUCUUCGUCUUCCAGGUGUUCUGUGUUGGAUUGUGGAUGCUGGAUGAAUACUGGUAUUACUCGUUGUUCACGCUUUUCAUGCUUGUCGCAUUCGAGAGCACAGUUGUUUGGCAACGCCAGAGGACCCUCAGUGAGUUCCGUUCGAUGAACAUCAAGCCAUACGAUGUCUGGGUGCACCGAGAGAACAAGUGGCAGGAGAUUACCAGCGACAAGCUUCUUCCUGGCGACCUCAUGUCUGUGAACCGCACCAAGGAGGACGGCGGCGUUGCUUGCGAUAUUCUUCUUAUCGAGGGAAGUGUGAUCGUCAACGAGGCUAUGCUUUCUGGAGAGAGCACGCCGCUUCUCAAGGAAUCUAUUCAACUGCGACCUGGUGAGGAUCUCAUUGAGCCCGACGGAUUGGACAAGAACUCUUUCGUACACGGAGGCACCAAGGUCCUCCAGAUCACGCACCCCAACUCCAAUGGUGAGGACAUGUCGAAGAGUUUGCCUGCUGGUGUACGCCCCCCUCCCGAUAAUGGUGCGGUGGGUGUCGUUGUGAAGACCGGCUUCGAGACCAGCCAGGGCAGCCUGGUGCGAACUAUGAUCUACUCCACCGAACGCGUCUCCGCCAACAACGCCGAGGCUCUGCUCUUCAUUCUCUUCCUCCUCAUCUUCGCGAUUGCCGCAUCUUGUCUCGCAGCCUUGAGCAAGUUUGCCAUUUUCUGCACCGAGCCGUUCCGUAUUCCAUUUGCCGGUCGCGUGGACAUUGCUUGCUUUGACAAGACAGGCACCCUGACUGGUGAAGAUCUCGUUGUUGACGGUAUCGCUGGAUUGACUCUCGGCCAUUCAGGCGCCACCGUUGAAGCGGACGGUGCUCACACUGAUCUGGCAAAGGUGUCGGCUAUUGGGCCUGAUACUACCCUUGUGCUCGCCAGUGCCCACGCUUUGGUGAAACUUGACGAGGGCGAGGUUGUGGGUGACCCUAUGGAGAAGGCCACACUGCAGUGGCUUGGCUGGACUCUGGGCAGAAACGACACUCUUACCUGCAAGGGAUCCGCGCCCGUCGUUCAAUCUCGUCCUGUCGAGUCCGUGCAGGUCAAGAGAAGAUUCCAAUUCUCUUCUGCGCUAAAAAGAUCGAGUACUAUUUCUAUCGUCACCGCCUUCGACCCAAAGACAUCCAAGAAGAGCAAGUCGACUCUCGUUGCCGUGAAGGGUGCUCCCGAGACCAUUCAGACUAUGCUCGUGAACGCCCCUUCCAACUACGAAGAGACUUUCAAGUACUUCACUCGCAAUGGAGCCCGCGUGCUCGCUCUCGCCUACAAGUAUCUCUCGCACGAGUCCGAACUUUCUCAAAACCGCGUGAACAACUUCGUUCGUGAGGAAGUUGAGUCUGAGCUACUGUUUGCUGGGUUCUUGGUCUUGCAGUGCCCUCUCAAGGACGACGCCAUCAAGGCCGUUCGUAUGUUGAACGAAAGCAGCCACCGUGUUGUCAUGAUCACGGGUGACAAUCCCCUCACCGCUGUUCAUGUGGCUCGCCAGGUGGAGAUUGUUGAUCGCGAGGUUGUCAUUCUUGACGCGCCCGAGCACGAUACUUCUGGGACCAGAAUCGUGUGGCGUACCAUUGACGAUAAGUUGAACACUGAUGUUGACCCGACUCAGCCUUUGGACCCCGAGAUCUUGAAGUCCAAGGACAUCUGUAUCACCGGUUAUGCUCUCGCUAAAUUCAAGGGCCAGAAGGCUCUGUCCGACCUUCUCCGCCAUACUUGGGUUUACGCUCGUGUCUCGCCCAAGCAGAAGGAAGAAAUUCUGCUCGGUCUCAAAGACGCUGGCUACACGACCCUCAUGUGUGGUGAUGGCACCAAUGACGUCGGUGCUCUCAAGCAGGCUCAUGUGGGUGUUGCGCUUCUGAAUGGUUCCCCGGAAGACCUGACCAAGAUCGCCGACCACUACCGUGUCACCAAGAUGAAGGAGUUGUACGAGAAGCAGGCUGGCAUGAUGCAACGGUUCAACCAGCCAGCGCCGCCGGUCCCUCUUCCCAUCGCUCAUCUGUACCCCCCUGGCCCCGGAAACCCACAUUACCAAAAGGCCAUCGAAAGAGAAUUGCAGAAGAAGGGCACGGCAGCGAUCGCCGCUGCGGGCGACAAGCCUGGCGAGGAUAUUCAAACCAUCACUUCUCCGGGUGCCCAAGCACUUCAACAGGCAAACGCUAACCUGACUCCACAACAACAACGCCAGCAGCAGGCCCAGGUCGCAGCAGCAGGCUUUGCCGACAAGCUUACUUCGUCCAUGUUGGAGGCGGAGCUGGACGAAAGUGAGCCGCCUACCAUCAAACUCGGUGAUGCUUCCUGUGCCGCUCCUUUCACCAGCAAACUUGCCAACGUUGUCGCCAUCCCCAACAUCAUCCGUCAGGGUCGUUGCACUCUGGUUGCCACUAUCCAAAUGUACAAGAUUCUCGCUUUGAACUGCCUCAUCAGUGCCUACAGUCUGAGUGUCAUCUAUCUGGACGGCAUCAAGUUUGGAGAUGGUCAGGUCACCAUUAGUGGUAUGAUGAUGAGUGUCUGCUUCUUGUCCAUUUCUCGUGCCAAGUCUGUCGAGGGUCUUUCUAAGGAGCGCCCGCAACCCAACAUCUUUAAUGUGUACAUUAUUGGCUCCGUGCUCGGACAGUUUGCGAUCCACAUCGUCACUCUGAUCUACCUGACUCAAUACGUGUAUAAGAUUGAGCCGAGAGGCGACAACAUCGAUCUCGAGGGCGAAUUUGAGCCGUCCUUGUUGAACAGCGCCAUCUACUUGCUUCAACUGAUCCAGCAGAUCUCGACCUUUUCCAUCAACUACCAGGGCCGUCCUUUCCGCGAAUCCAUUCGUGAGAACCGUGCUAUGUACUGGGGUCUGGUCGGCGCUACCGCGAUUGCCUUCUCCUGCGCGACCGAGUUUGUGCCCGAAAUCAACGAGAAGCUGCGUCUGGUUCCUUUCAGCACGGAGUUCAAGGUCACCCUGACCGUGCUGAUGAUCUUCGAUUAUGCCGGUUGCUGGCUGAUUGAGAAUGUGCUCAAGAGCUUGUUCAGUGACUUCCGACCCAAGGAUAUCGCUGUCCGUCGUCCUGAUCAGUUGAAGCGGGAGGUUGACCGCAAAGCCCAGGAAGCAGCUGAGGCUGAGGCACAGAAGGAGGAGCAACGCAAGAUUUAG